CAAGACCUUACGCUUGAGGCAAAGCGUUCGAAACGAAUCCUCCGACUUCCCCCCAUGCACGUAUAGAUGAGCUGGAGAGGAAGUGAAACUACCGCUACGCUCGAGCAAAGGCGUACGCCAUGACGUCGCUGUGGCCUUCCUCGCCUUCCUCCGAAGCGUCGGCACUCGUACUGCUGCUGGCGUUUGGACACGUUCAGAGCAAACAGAUCAACACCUUUGCUGGCCCGUACAUAGCCUAUGGCGUGCAGCCUAUUUGCUGUCCAUCAGAGAACGAACAGUUUUCCCUCCGGCUGAGCCACUUCAACCCUCAACGGCCAUACGACCCUCAGAUGAUUUCGGGGUAUUUGACAUUCAAAGAAGAUUUUGGGGACGGUUACAUGACAAGUGUCGCGAUAGACAAACGAUCAAACAACCAAUGGAAGGAAAACUUCUUUCUCAUGAAGUUUAGCAACAUGGGGUGCUCCGCGAUGCGCAACCAAAUUCCAGACCUGUACCGCAUCUUCGUAGAGACUACUGGGGCACCAAAGAGCAAGAAGGUGCCUUGCGUCAUUCGAGCGGGACACUACAUCUGGAAGAACGAAUCUGUGAACUGGAAUUUCCCAACGUCCCAAUCAAUUGCUCUCAAUAACCAGGAGAACAUCACGGGUGGCAUAACCUAG
Messenger RNA from Thrips palmi, 659 nucleotides. RefSeq lists its product as uncharacterized. The coding region runs from base 120 to 659 and encodes 179 amino acids. The record is from RefSeq and is a predicted model, not a curated record. NCBI's taxonomy places the organism in Eukaryota, Metazoa, Arthropoda, Insecta, Thysanoptera, Thripidae. The transcript is spliced from 6 exons.